Messenger RNA from Glycine soja, 1354 nucleotides. RefSeq names its product protein arginine N-methyltransferase 2-like. The record is from RefSeq and is a predicted model, not a curated record. Gene Ontology annotation, molecular function: protein-arginine N-methyltransferase activity; protein binding. Gene Ontology annotation, cellular component: nucleus; cytoplasm. The transcript is spliced from 3 exons. Lineage: Eukaryota; Viridiplantae; Streptophyta; Magnoliopsida; Fabales; Fabaceae. The coding region runs from base 64 to 1050 and encodes 328 amino acids.
AAAAGUAAGAAAUGUUGAGGUUUUAGUGGAAGGCGAGGGUUUGAGGUGCGCAAGCAAACAAAGAUGAAAGAAGCGGAUGAGCAACUAUGCGAGGCGGCCAUUAAAGGUGACACGAAGAAAGUGAGGUCUCUUAUAUACUCCGGCGCUGACGUCACCCACUUUGACGGCGAUGGCCUCAAUCCUCUGAUGCACGCCGCAAAGCACGGCCAUGCACCCGUCCUCACCCUCCUCCUCUCCGUCGGCGCUCCCUGGAACGCUCUUUCUCCCUCCAACCUCUCCGCCGGUGACUACGCCAUGCAAGAAGGCCACAACGAAACCUUCGAGCUUCUCCUCAACGCCGGGAUCCAAUCUGAACUGAUACUGGGAACAAUUGCGAGGAAGGCAAACAAGAACGGCGAUUCCGGUCACGAUUAUUUGGAAGAUAGGGUGAGUUUUAGCGAAGACAAGCUUAUGGACUCUGAAAGCAAGGCUGUGAUGAUGGCAUGGGAGAAUCCGUUGAUGGAGGCUCAUGCUAAGGCGGUUUGUUCCGGUGGUGGCCACGUACUCAAUAUUGGGUUUGGUAUGGGGCUCGUGGAUUCGGCCAUUCAGCGAUAUGCACCUGCUUCACACACCAUUGUUGAGGCUCAUCCUGAGGUUUAUGAACGCAUGCUUCGCUCCGGUUGGGGCCAGAAGGAAAAUGUCAAGAUUGUUUUUGGACGAUGGCAAGAUGUUCUGCCUCAGCUUGAAACAUAUGAUGGAAUAUUCUUCGACACCUAUGGGGAGUACUACGAAGAUCUGAGGGAGUUCCAUCAGCAUCUCCCGGCAUUGUUGAAGACUGGUGGUAUCUACUCAUUCUUCAAUGGCCUUUGUGGCAGUAAUGCAUUUUUCCAUGUUGUUUACUGCCAUUUGGUAUCUCUUGAGCUUGAGAAUUUGGGGUAUUCCACACAAUUGAUUCCAUUGCCGGUUAAGGAUUGUUUGGGAGAACAAGUUUGGGAAGGUGUGAAACAAAGAUAUUGGCAGCUCGAUACGUACUAUCUUCCUGUCUGUCAGGCCAUAGAGAACCCUGAGUGAGGCAGGAAAUGGAUCUCCUGCAGCUUAGAAAGAACUGCACCCUGUGCAGUUACAAAUUUCACCAUCCAUGCAAGUUUUUUUCUCUCCUUUAUAUAUUAAAAUUAAAGGAAUGGUUGAAAUCUCAUGCAGUUUUAUUUUUAACUGUAGAGGAUCUUAAUCCCAGUGAUGUAUGGUUUGAUUUUAAUAACAUCGUCAAUUAUUCUAACACGCCAUGUGUUUUUGCUUGUGUAACGUAUCAAAUGGAAUUGUAAGAAUACAGUUAGAGUCAUAUUGAACUUUUGAGCUUUAUUUGUAAAUUUCAUUA